UUUUCCUUUUACACCAUUGUACGUAAAGAAUGACAGGAUAAGUUGAAUCUUUUUGGCACACCGUAGUUGCAUGAAAAUACACACUCACACCAUCAAAGUAAAAGAAUUGUGUCGUAUUGGGACAUCUUUCUCCGUAUAAAGCAAAGGGCUUUGCCUCCAUGUCACGCUCGAUUCCAAACCCCUCUUUCUCUCAGUUCGAGAAAGUGCAACAUAUAAUCCCCCCAAUCUAUAAAGAAAACCACACACACCCUUAAUCCUUUGCAGUAAAAAAAGUUCUCAUUGCCUUAACUCCACCACCCCUCUCUCCUCUUCUUCUCUUUCCCUCUUCUUCUUCUUCUUACCCUAUUCCACUUCAAUUAAUCAUCAUGCAAUCAUAGAUAGCCUUUUCUGUUUUUUCUUUCUUUUCUUUUCUCUUCACCGUCCAUAUGUCUAUGUCAUAGACAUAUCUCUCUAUCUUCCUCCUAUGACAUAAAAAUAUACAAAUAUAACUCACAUAAUUAGCAAGAACAAAACAAAACUUACAUAUGGGUGGUAGUAGUAGUAGUAGUUCUUUCCUUCCAAGGUUCUUUAAAGCACUUCUUGUGGUGGGGCUUGUUUGUCUUCUUGGGAAGCUUAGGUAGUGGUGAAGGAACAAGACAUCCAACUACACAAUGGUCUCAAGAAAGGGUCAAGCAUGAACGAGUGGUUGGUAGAGAUAAGCCUGUGGACAGUGCAGAAUUGGAUUUCAACUACAUGAGCAAAAGAAGAGUUCCCAAUGGACCAGAUCCUAUUCACAACAGUUGCAGAAUUGCCGCAGCAAAGGGUGUACGUGGGUUACUCCGUUUACACGAAGAAGGGCAUGCUCACCGUGAUUCCUAGACCUCCGGAAUUUGAAUCGAAAAGUUCUGGGGCGUUCAAAGUGUCCAAGGAAGGUUAUGUUGUGCUCCAGUUUGCUCCCUCAGUUGGUGCUGAUGAGCCCAUAUAUGAUUGGAACCACAAGCAGACAUUCUCACUAUCAGUGAGUGAAAUGGGAACUCUAAUUAUCCUUGGUGCAAGGGAUUCUUGGGAAUUUUCUCAUGAGACUGUUAAGUUGAAAAGCAGCAAAAUUGAUGUUAGAAAAGUUUUGAAGGUGGAGCCACUUCUGGAUGCUACUGGCCACUUAUUUAGCUUAAGGGUUCUGAAAAAGCCUGCGAACAUGGAGGGAAUUCAGAAAAGCAUCUUUCUCCCUGUUACAAGGGCAGAUCUAGAAGUUUUAAGGUCACUUUUCAAUUAUAUCAUGCCAUACCUUCUAGGUUGGAAUGCCUUUGGAAACUCCAUAAAGCCAGAGGUAUAUAGUCAAGUGAAUAGUACUAACCCCAGAUAUGGAGCAGACAAUGAAUGGAACAGAUAGGGAUCACUCUUGCAAUUAUUUUCUCAAGACUGCAGGCAGUUACACAGCCCUUUGCUACCUUCUCAACUUAAAAAUUUGUUGAAUGUCUUCAUCCGGUAGCACAGAAUUGUUUGAGAAAUUGAGUGUCAUUAUUAGAAACUCAUCUUUAAUUUAAUUAUUUAAUUAUUUGUUAAAAUAAAUUAUUUGUUCCUUUCCUUUUUUUGUGUGGCUAGUGUUUUUCCUUUUUGUUUUUGAAUGUAAUUAGAAUGUGUUGACAGCGUAACAGUUUUUUGGAUCUGAUUGAAAACCAUACAAGUAGUUAAAAGAUCUGAUUGUGUUUUGUAACACUUGACAAUGUGUUUGUUCAAACUUAUAUGAAUGGAUGUUCUGCCUUAUGAUCUC
This is a messenger RNA of Glycine soja, 1750 nucleotides long. RefSeq names its product single-stranded DNA-binding protein WHY1, chloroplastic-like. Gene Ontology annotation, biological process: defense response; regulation of DNA-templated transcription. The transcript is spliced from 7 exons. Bases 755 to 1369 code for a protein of 204 amino acids. Gene Ontology annotation, molecular function: single-stranded DNA binding. The record is from RefSeq and is a predicted model, not a curated record. NCBI's taxonomy places the organism in Eukaryota, Viridiplantae, Streptophyta, Magnoliopsida, Fabales, Fabaceae.